UUUGGACCACCACGGUCAUAACUAAAAGAGUCCGCUGCGGAAAGGAGCGGAAGGAGGAGCUCGGCCUAUGGCCGCUAAACCAAGACUGGAAAAAUAAAACUGAAACCUAGUGUCCUUUAACACUUUUAAGGGUGAGGCGAGUUCUCAUCCGCUGAUCAAAAUGGAGAGCUCAGAAGAAGAUGAGUCUACCGCACAGGGUCAGGCUGAUCGACUCGUUCGGGAAGAGGCCUACUACCGGUUUGUGAACAGCAUAACUGAAGAAGAUUACAGGCUUAUGAGGGAUAACAAUUUAUUCGGCAUCAUAGGUGAAUCUACAGAAGAAGAGUUGGCAGCAAGACUACGACAAAUUAAAGAUACCUUACUCCUGGGAGCAGGUGCACAAGACCUUUCAAAUUACUAUGGUGGAAGUGUAAAGAUUACCUCUUUUACUGAAACUGAACACAUGACAGAAAGUGAGCAGACAGAAAGUCUGUCCUGGACAUUAGGAAAUCCGAGUACUACAAGCAGUAGUGAUACCAGAAGACCAAAUUUAGAGCCUGAAGAGUCCCUGUUUUCAAGACUAUUGAGAGAAUAUAUGGAAAAUCUACAGUCUGUGUCAACAGUUGCAACUUCAUCUACAUCACAAGAACAUACAACUGAAGCACUAAUGGAAGACCAAGAACGUACAACUGAAGCACUAAUGGAAGAGCAAGGAAGUACAGCAGAAGCUCACAUGGAAGACCCAUCUAUCAGAAUUCGAAGAUCAAGAAGGAGGAGACAAAGAAAGUGGAGACACAGAACAAGAAAUGAAAGUGGCUCCCAUCCAGAUACAAUAAAUCAGACGGCAGAGAGAUUGCAUCAUAAUAUAUCAUCUGAGGGUAUCGAGGAGGCAUCAGUAAAUGAGACUGAGACAGUUUCUAGAAAUGAACCACAUGCGGUAUUGAGACAAGUGACCAGAUCUGCCUUACAAUGUAGAGAUAAUUUUGCAGCUUCUGAAUUAACUGAUGAUUUAUCUGUAGAAUUUUCUCCACAUGCAUCCAGCAAUAGGGAAUCUGUAGAAUCGAGAACAAGACACACAUUAGUGGUUCCAGACUUUCAAGUCACAAUUUUUCCAGGAGAACAGUCUCUGAGAGAUGACACAGAUACAAUUCUAGAAAUACCUGAGACACUAUACACUUGUACCUCUGUGGAAAGUGCUCAAGAAGAGCUCAGGAACAUAUUUUCACGUGCUGAAGCGGCAGGCAUAAGAAGUGAUGUUGGUACUCUCAGAAUACCUGCUUUCAGAAGUUCAAAUAGUGGUUUGGGUGCUACAGCAUCUAGUGAGAGUCAGGGAAGACCCUUUGAGCAAAGUACGACAAGAUUUGCAGGAUUGAGUAACGUUAUCGACAGUGAUAGUGAUUUAGAGUUUAGUGGCUUGCCUCCAACUCAAAACAUACCAAGGGCAGAGUCACAGAAUAGAAGAGAUAGUUCCAAUUUAAAUCUUAGCUUUGAGUCUCUGGCUGGUGCAGCAGCCAUGUAUGAUCCAAGCUUCGGCUACUCUACUGGUGCUAGUUUUAACCCUAUGUUCAGCACCAGUUCUCAUUAUGAAAAUCCAGAAAUACUCCAAAUGAUGUUCGGAGACAUUAAUGAAAGAAGGGAAUCAUUAGUCUCCAGGUCUCAGGCCGGACAAGAAAUUCAACAUGCACACUCAGAAAUAGCUAAUGAAAGUGAAGCCUGGUUGACCUUAGAUGAUGUAGUUCGUAUAGAUGUACCUACUUUUAACCAACCUACAGGACUUACAAAGCAACAGAUUGACAACUUGGCAGUAAGAGUAUUUAAUAGAAAUGAUACACCGCAGUCCUGCAGUGUCUGCCUUACCGAAUGCACACACGGCAACAAGCUUCGCAUACUACCAUGUUCCCACGAAUACCACGUUCACUGCAUUGAUCCUUGGCUCGCUGACAAUUCCACCUGUCCUAUUUGUCACAAUGUAGUAACAGGUUAUGGGGACAGAUAAAUCUUUAUAUUUAAGUUCUGAAACCUCAGUAAUAUCAGCUUCUGGUGAUAAACAACACUUGCCUUAUGUUUACUUUUGAA
This is a messenger RNA of Fukomys damarensis (Damara mole-rat), 2055 nucleotides long. RefSeq names its product E3 ubiquitin-protein ligase RLIM. Gene Ontology annotation, cellular component: nucleoplasm; cytoplasm. The transcript has 3 exons. Bases 161 to 1975 code for a protein of 604 amino acids. The record is from RefSeq and is a predicted model, not a curated record. Gene Ontology annotation, biological process: ubiquitin-dependent protein catabolic process; positive regulation of DNA-templated transcription; protein ubiquitination. Gene Ontology annotation, molecular function: ubiquitin protein ligase activity. NCBI's taxonomy places the organism in Eukaryota, Metazoa, Chordata, Mammalia, Rodentia, Bathyergidae.